Messenger RNA from Hibiscus syriacus, 1333 nucleotides. RefSeq lists its product as uncharacterized. Bases 1 to 1197 code for a protein of 398 amino acids. Gene Ontology annotation, molecular function: ATP binding; phosphoenolpyruvate carboxykinase (ATP) activity. NCBI's taxonomy places the organism in Eukaryota, Viridiplantae, Streptophyta, Magnoliopsida, Malvales, Malvaceae. Gene Ontology annotation, cellular component: cytosol. The record is from RefSeq and is a predicted model, not a curated record. The transcript has 11 exons. Gene Ontology annotation, biological process: gluconeogenesis.
AUGUCAUUGCAUACAUUUCAUAAUCUUCACAUCGUCAAUCUGCUAAACCCUGGCAAGUCACGUUCUGCAAUCCACUAUGCUUCCAUGCUUCCAACUUCAAUUUUGUUACACAACAAGGUUUCAGCUCGUGUGAUUGAGGAGGAAGGUGAAACAGUUUCAUCUCUGAGGAUAUUAAAUCAAGAAAAAGAAUACAUAAAGAGGAAAUCUAGAAGAAAAAAGGAAAGAAGUUGCCUGAGAAAACCCUGGAUUUCUUAUGGACUUAAUUGGGGUCUGGCUGGAAAAGGUGUGAUUGUGAAGGAUAAAGCUUUCCAAAACUUGAAGUCUUCUGAAUUGCAACAAAAAGGUGCAACUAUUGCAGAAUCCUUGUCAGGGCUUCCACUUCAUGUUAGAGGAACUCUUGGGGGAACUUCAACAAUUUCAAAGGCACAAUAUAGUAAACUUUUGAAGCAGGUCACAACUCACAUGUCGUCAAUCUCAAACAUUUUUGUCCAUGAUGGGGCUAUCGGUUUAUCACCAGAAUCUGAUGCUAAAGUUCGUGUGAUUAGUGACAAUCCAUCUCCUUUAUUGACACUUUCAAAUGUUCUUUGGGAGACACCUAUUCGUGCUGUCUCCCAUGAUUCAUGUCCUUUAACAGUCUAUGCAGCUACAUCAAUAAGUACAGCUGUUGGGGAUGUCAUUGGGCUUGGAGCUUAUGGAAAUAAUGGAUUUAUAGCUGCUGAUGUUGAGCGAUCCUCGCUUAUUUUGUGUGGUAAAGCAUUUGCUGAUAUAAAUGGAACUAAAUUAGCAUUAGCUGCUUUAUCUGAGCCAGUUAUAUCUGCACGUGGAGGCCUUCCAAUAUCUGCUAGUUCUGGUAGCAUCCCCUCUGUAUCAGAACUCUCUCCGGGUCAAGCUGCUUACCACUUUUUGGCUGGCUAUCAAAAUGGGGACUUUGUGCCUGCUUACGCUAAAGGUCCUACCUCUAUUGGUGCAUUAGAUAUUGCAAAGGCCCUUCUCUCUAAGUUGAAAGAGCACCUGAUACCGACCUUCCUUGUCAAUGUUGGUCAUGGAGAAAAGAAUGUUACAGGCAAUGAUAUUUUCAAGUUGGUUAGAUCAGAAAAUAUUGAACCAUUUAAACCUAAAGGCGGAGACCUUAAAAGGAAAUAUGAAAGCUUCUUGUCAGGUAAGUUUCGAGAAAUACCAAAAGAAUUCUCAUUCUAAGAGCCAAGUUCCAUAAAGUACAGUGCCUAACACAUAUCCGAACAUGUGUAUAAUAAGUAUAGAUCUUUCAUAUAUGUGCACAUGUCCAUAUUCAACACAUUUUGACCUUGUUGAAAUUUUAACCUCUUUGAUGACA